AUGGAUCGUGUGUGGUGGAAAUCAAAUUUCAGUGCAUCCAAGAUCCUCUUCUACGUCCUGUUCCAUGGAAUGCAUAUCGGCAUGUUUAUCUUUGGAUGGUGGAAGCAAAUCAGUGAUGCUCGUUUGGCCCCCCUGAAUACGUUGGGAUUCUCAGUGUGGAUUUCUCGUGGAGCUGGCUUGGUGCUCUCAAUUGAUGGGGCACUUAUUCUCUUACCUAUGUGUAGGACUCUCGUGAGAAUGGUUCGACCGAAAUUUCGUUGGCUUCCUUUGGAUGAAUCCCAGUGGUUCCAUCGGCAGGUGGCAUAUUCCUUGCUUUUCUUCUCCAUUGUCCAUACUACCGCUCAUUAUGUGAACUUUUUCAAUGUUGAGAAAAGUCAAGUCCGAAAAGAGACUGCUGUUCAGAUUCACUACACCCAAGCUGGCGGAGUGACAGGUCAUGUAAUGCUUCUCUGCAUGCUACUGAUGUACACCACUGCGCAUCAUCGCAUUCGGCAGCAGGCUUUCGAAACUUUUUGGUACACGCACCAUCUUUUCAUUCCAUUUAUGCUGGGGCUUUACACGCAUGCCACAGGUUGCUUCGUCCGAGAUACUGUCAACCCAUUUUCGCCGUUUGCGGGAAAGGACUUUUGGACCCAUUGCAUCGGUUACGAAGGCUGGAGAUGGGAGCUCUGGGGAGGAGGAAUUUACCUAUUCGAAAGGCUCUAUCGGGAAAUACGGGCUGCGAAACCUUCGGAAAUCACAAAAGUCGUCAGACAUCCAUAUGAUGCCAUGGAAAUCCAGUUUUACAAGCCCAGUUUCCGUUACAAGGCAGGACAAUGGCUCUUCAUCAAUGUUCCGGACGUCUCAAGAGCACAAUGGCAUCCUUUCACAAUCACUUCAUGCCCAUUUGAUCCUUAUGUUAGCCUUCACAUAAGGCAAGUUGGAGAUUGGACAAAACAGUUGGGUAACCGUCUAGGUUGCGGACCGCAGCAAGCAAAAGAUAUAGAUGGUCUUGACCCACUGGGGAUGUACGAAAUCGCAAUGCAGAACGGACAAACAAUGCCGAGCAUUCGAAUCGAUGGACCUUACGGAGCUCCCGCUGAAGACGUGUUUGACAAUGAAAUCGCCAUCCUAAUUGGAACAGGUAUUGGCGUCACCCCAUGGGCUUCUAUUCUCAAAAACAUUUGGCAUCUACGAGCAUCACCAAAUCCACCACCACGUCUGCGCCGUGUCGAAUUUAUCUGGGUCUGCAAGGACACUAGCUCGUUUGAAUGGUUCCAUGCCCUUCUGUCAUCAUUAGAGUCCCAGUCAGCACAAAAUGCCGGUGCCGGGCAAGAGUUCUUACGCAUCCACACCUAUCUCACACAGCGUUUCGAUCAGGACACUGCUGCCAAUAUAUAUCUCAACUCUGUUGGUCAGGAAGUUGACCCUCUCACGGAGUUACGGACAGGGACCAAAUUCGGCCGACCGGACUUUCAGCGGUUCUUUUCGGCUCUGAGGAAUGGCCUGAUUGAUCAAACUUAUAUGGCCGGAUUAGACGCUUCAUUGCGGACGGAUGUCGGUGUCUACUUUUGUGGGCCCAAUCCGGCAGCUAAGUUGAUCAAAAAGGCCGCCAAAGACUGUACCACCAAUGAAGUCAGGUUCAGGUUUUGGAAAGAGCACUUCUGA
Molecule: messenger RNA, 1647 nt
Organism: Paracoccidioides brasiliensis Pb18
Exons: 4
Coding region: 1-1647 (548 amino acids)
Biological process (GO): superoxide anion generation; defense response
Cellular component (GO): NADPH oxidase complex; plasma membrane
Molecular function (GO): superoxide-generating NAD(P)H oxidase activity
Source: RefSeq, a predicted model, not a curated record